UGUUUAUUUUUAUUUGUCUUUAAGAGGAUAGCUCGCCUCGUGUUCCCCCCAAAAGAGUGUUUCACACCUUUCACAUUUCCCUAGCCAGGACCGGUCAGUCCGCCUUAUAUAAAGCUGGUUAUCGCUGGAAGAUUCUAACCUCCGCUAACACCUCUCUUGCUCAUCUUUUGUCUACUGUGGACUGCUUUCGCACAACGAUCAAAUCAGAUCACUGAUUCCCAGGUUAAAAUUCGAGUUCGAGUCAAAGUUCGAGUUGAAAAUCUGCACCAUGGCUUUAACGAUGGCAGCACACCCAAUACUAGUUAGAGACCACGCAUCGCGCGUGACGCGGGCGGGAUCCGUUUUUGCUGAUGCAACCAACUUGCAGCGUCGUAUCAGGUCUUCACCAUCGACGAAGCAUUAUAACCCUCUUUUCCCAUUCGCUUCCCGCCCGUCCAAAGCCCCACCCACCCUUUCCCUUUCAGCGACAUGCGCUAGCUCUUCACAGUCGCAGGCGCUCCUACCAUCUCUUCCCGAUCUACUAGACGUCCGGAGUGUCAUACCCUUCCCUUCCACGUUACCUGCACAUGAUGUCGCCAUCAUAAUGGAUGUCGAUAUGUUCGAUGGGACAACCGAUAGCGUUGAUUCGCAAUCUUCUCCAUCAGCUCCGUUCUCAUCUUGUAAUGGCACCGCCUCCCCGUGCUCUGCGCAAACUCGUCUUCGUAAACGGCGCUCCCAAGCUAUCGCCACGUUCUCCCAGCCAACGAGUCCCAAACGGGAUAGAAAGUCCAAGUCAAGGGAUAAUAGCAAGUCCGGGAGUGCAGACCCGGCUGUGCGUAAGCGGUCUCGUAAGAGUUGGCGCCAAGUCGCGGACCUCAUGCUCCUCGCUACCGUGCAUCGAAGCCUCGUAUCGAAUUGCUGUACAGAUCCGUGGGACUGUGUUCUUGGAGAGGAUGUUGCGCCAGUUGAUGCACAGACCCUUGAGGGGCAGGAUGUGCUCCUGGCACGUAGGAUUCAGACACGACUUAUGGAAUAUGGAUGGUCAUUGGUAACUGAUGGCAUCCAGGAGGUGCCUCUCGAUGAUGACGCAUCCAUUUCUCCUUGCGCGCAAGAACAGUCAUCCCGAUCUAUACACUCCGACACAAGCCUAAACCCCCACAAUCUAUCAUCUGACACGCCCUCGCCACGAUCAUCCCCACCGCCCACAAGCGCCCCCAUGCCCUCUGUCCUCACCAUGCCUCAGCUUGUCGCCACGCUAAUGAUGCGAUACAACGAUCGAUGUUGCACGCGUUCACGCUCGAGUUGGAAAGCUCGCCGUGCUGAUCUGUCUUCUGGCCAUUUCGUCGAGCGGAAGUCGUCCUUGUCUGUAGCUUGUAGCUAGCAGACUUGUGCGUGCUGGCUUCCCUGCUCUGAUGAGAUAGAGAUUGAAUCUCCGCUGCCAGGCAUUAUUGUAUCUUGCUGCGGAUGCACCCAUAUAUCUUCGCCGCGGCCACGAUGCAUCUUUGCCAUGAUGCUUCACAUCAUUUGCCACGAGUCUUCAUAUAUUUGACCAUGAGGCAUUUGUCUUUUUUUAUGUAUUUCCACGACCUUUAACGAGCGCUACGACACGUCAUACUGUGUAUUGAUAGUCAUUUAAUUCUUCGCGGCACAUGGUUGAGUCCGUGUGCUGCUAAUUUGUGGUCUUGCUUGCGAGAUCUACGUAGUGCUGUGCAAUUCAGUGUCACGAUGUUAUGAUCGACUAUUGGUCAUGCGACUGGUCCGGUGUGCAGUUGUCGACGAAAAUUUUAGAAUUUGCAACAGCUUAGCAGGAAUUUCUUCGACUGAAAUAAAUUAUUGUUC
Molecule: messenger RNA, 1818 nt
Organism: Suillus bovinus
Lineage: Eukaryota; Fungi; Basidiomycota; Agaricomycetes; Boletales; Suillaceae
Exons: 2
Coding region: 269-1360 (363 amino acids)
Source: RefSeq, a predicted model, not a curated record